AUGCACUUCUCCAAACUCCUCCUCGCGACACUCGUUACUCCCCUUUUCGCCCAUCCAGGCGAGAAACACGAUCCCCACGCUGUGAAGAGGGAGAUUCACACUCGGGAUGUGUUGGCUUCGUCUGGGAAGCGGGCGUUAGACGCUUGCUCUACCACUCUCGGUGCUCGCCAUUUACACGCGAAGAACGUCAAGCGUCGUGCGCAGACUGUUGAUAGCCUCCGCAAGAAGCGCGGCAUCACUGCUAACCCCCAAAAAUACCGCCGCGACCUCGCCGCCCUCGAAGAAUGGGAAGCCAUCAACCACAACCAAACCGGGUUGCUGGAUUACUCGCCGCACACGCCCGAGUCUGUCAUUUUUGCCGCGAAUACCAGUUGCAUUCUUACUCCCACUGUCACGGAUGGGCCGUACUAUGUCUGGGGCGAGGUGAUUCGGCAGAAUGUCAAGGAGGAAGAGCACUGUGAUGGUGUGGAUCUGUUCCUUGAAGUGCAGUAUAUUGAUAUCAACACUUGCAAGCCGGUCGAGGGGGCGCUGGUGGAUAUUUGGCAGGCGAAUGCGACGGGUGUUUACAGUGGCAUCUCCACCUCCGGCAACUACGCAGCAAACGGGUACAACUCCACCUACCUCCGCGGCAUCCAACAGACCAACGCCGACGGCAUCGUGACCUUCGACACCAUCUUCCCCGGCCACUACGACGGCCGCGCCAUCCACACGCACCUCCUCACGCAUCUCAACGCCACCAUCCUCCCCAACAACACCCUCCAAGUCGGCACCGGCAGCGUCACGCAGAUCGGCCAGCUCUUCUGGAACGAAGACCUCCGUUCUGCUGUCGAAGCUACGUACCCGUACACAACCAACACGCAGGCCAUCACCUCCAACGCAGACGAUAUGUGGAGUGUGGAGCAGGCGUCGAGUGCGUACGACCCGUUCCCGGAAUAUGUGUAUCUGGGCGAGGGGGUGGAGGAGGGACUGUUUGCGUGGAUCCAGAUUGGGGUGAAUGCCAGCAGUGAUUAUACGGAUAAUAGCUAUUAUAGCAUUGCGGCUUAUUAUGAUGAGAAUGGGGGACAUGCGAAUAGUGAGAGUGUGAUUGGAGGUGGAAGUGGUGGUGGUGGUAUGGGGGGGAUGAAUGGGACGAAUAGUACCAUGCCGUGAUAGGUAGACAGUGU
Molecule: messenger RNA, 1163 nt
Organism: Aspergillus wentii DTO 134E9
Lineage: Eukaryota; Fungi; Ascomycota; Eurotiomycetes; Eurotiales; Aspergillaceae
Product: intradiol ring-cleavage dioxygenase
Exons: 3
Coding region: 1-1149 (382 amino acids)
Molecular function (GO): oxidoreductase activity, acting on single donors with incorporation of molecular oxygen, incorporation of two atoms of oxygen; ferric iron binding
Source: RefSeq, a predicted model, not a curated record